This is a messenger RNA of Coffea eugenioides, 1223 nucleotides long. Its product is annotated as putative disease resistance protein RGA3. The transcript is spliced from 3 exons. Gene Ontology annotation, biological process: defense response to other organism. The record is from RefSeq and is a predicted model, not a curated record. Bases 114 to 1223 code for a protein of 369 amino acids. Gene Ontology annotation, molecular function: ADP binding. Lineage: Eukaryota; Viridiplantae; Streptophyta; Magnoliopsida; Gentianales; Rubiaceae.
UUCAGUGCUUUGUAACGCAAGCUUUUGAAUGUUGAACAUCUCUGGCUGCCAAAAAUAGUCCAACUAUUCAACCAAAGCAUUUUUCCUUCUUCUGUAAAAGAGUUUCACUGAAAAUGGCUGAAGCUGCACUCGGUUGUGUUAGUGUGAUCUUGAAUAAGAUACUUCCACUUGCUGCCGACGAGAUCAGCCGGGUAUGGGGUGUAAAGAAAGACCUUCAGAAGCUUGCCAAGAAAGUAGAGAUGAUGGAAGCUUUGAUUUUUGAUGCUAAGUGCAAGCAAUCAACAGGCAAAGCCGUGCAGCUCUGGCUCAAAAGGCUCCGGUCCAUAGCACGUGAUGCUGAGAUCGUGUUGGAUGACUUCGGAUAUGAAGUUCUGCGGCAGAAGGUUGAGAAUCGGAAGCGCGACAAGGAUCGGUCGACUGAUCCUUUUGUGGACGAGUCACAAACGGUGGGAAGGGAGGUUGAGGUGUCUCAAGUUGUAAGCAUGUUAAUUAGCUCAGACUAUAAGAAGGAUUUACCUGUCAUCUCAAUAGUUGGGAUGGGUGGCGGGCACUUUGAUAAAAAAAUAUGGGUAUGCGUGUCUGAUGAUUUCAAAGUGAAAAGGCUGUUGAAUGAGAUGCUACAAUCCCUCGAGGGAAAGAGUGCUGACACAACAAACACGGAAGCAUUGGUGAGGAAGCUUCAAGAAAAUCUGAAAGGAAAAAGUUACUUGCUUGUACUUGAUGAUGUUUGGAAUGAGAAUCGAGAGAAAUGGGAUGGCAUGAGGAGACGUUUGUUGGCAAUUGGGGGUGCUCCGGGAAGCAAAAUAUUGGCUACCACACGUAGUGAUGAGGUAGCCUCAGCAAUGCAAACAUCUGGUUUGCAUCAUCUAGACAUCCUUUCAGAUGAUCAUAGCUGGAUGUUGCUUGAAAAACUAGCAUUUGCAGACGGUGGUGCAAGAAAGACUCAAGAUCUGGUGGACAUUGGCAGAAGGAUACUGAAUAAGUGCGGCGGCGUGCCAUUAGCGAUCAAAGUGAUUGGGGGUUUGUUGUAUUCCAAAAAGGAUGCCUCGGAAUGGUUGAAGCUUGAGAAGAGUGAAAUAUGGAACGAGUCAACCAACACUGAAGGUGGAGUCAUUUCUGUCCUGAAGCUGAGUUACGAGAACUUACCUUCAUUGUCAGUGAAACAAUGCUUUGCAAGUUGUUCCAUUUUCCCGAAGGACGCUGACAUGAAAAAAAAAGCUUGA